Molecule: messenger RNA, 1910 nt
Organism: Cucurbita pepo subsp. pepo (vegetable marrow)
Lineage: Eukaryota; Viridiplantae; Streptophyta; Magnoliopsida; Cucurbitales; Cucurbitaceae
Product: neutral ceramidase 2-like
Biological process (GO): sphingosine biosynthetic process; long-chain fatty acid biosynthetic process; ceramide catabolic process
Cellular component (GO): extracellular region
Molecular function (GO): N-acylsphingosine amidohydrolase activity
Source: RefSeq, a predicted model, not a curated record
UUUUACUAAUUGGGUUGAAUCCAACGGACUGUUUUUCAAAAAAUUAUUCGAUGAGGUCGCUAUAAUAUCGUCAUCUAAAGUAAUAGUUGACCCAUUCUAAAGGAUUUUACAAAUUUAAGUGUAUUUGUUCCUAAUAAGAUUGUUUGAAACAAUUAAUUUCUUUCUUUUUGAAAAUAGACAUUGUGGAGUUGAUGAAGAAAGCAGAGACGAUAAAGGCGACCGGAGGGAAACGAUGCAGCAAAACGAGUAGCCAAUCAUCAAAAGUGAGAAAGAACGACGGAUCUCUGUUCGUCGGAGCAUUUUGCCAAUCCAACGUCGGCGAUGUCACGCCCAAUGUUCUUGGAGCCUUUUGCACCGAUUCCGGCAAGCCCUGCGAUUUCAAUCGCUCCUCUUGCCAUGGCAGUGAUCUUCUAUGCGUGGGUCGUGGGCCUGGGUAAGCUACGUACAAUCAUUUCUUUCUUUUGAAUCAAUGAAGGUUGUGCACGUCAAGUGUUUGUGAAAAUGCCACACAGGUUUCCAGAUGAAAUUCUAAGCACGAAGAUCAUUGGGGAGAGGCAGUUCUUGAAAGCGGUUGAUUUGUUCACAACAGCAACGGAGAGGCUAACUGGGGAGAUUGAUUUUCGCCAUGUGUAUCUGAAUUUCACGGAUAUUGAAGUGGAAUUGGGUGGGGAUAAUGUUGUCAAGACAUGUCCAGCUGCUCUUGGCCCUGGUUUUGCUGCCGGAACUACGGAUGGCCCUGGUGUGUUUGGCUUUCAACAGGGCGAUACUCAGAUCAAUAAGUUGUGGAAGAAGUUGCGAGAUUCAUUGAGGAAACCCAGUGAGUUUCAGGUUGGGUGUCAGAAGCCGAAGACGGUGUUGUUGGACACGGGCGAGAUGUUCGAACCUUAUGCUUGGGCGCCAGCAAUUCUUCCAAUUCAAAUUCUCAGGCUAGGAAAACUGAUCAUACUCUCAGUACCAGGAGAGUUCACAACAAUGGCGGGGCGUCGACUAAGGGAAGCAGUAAAGGAAACUCUGAUUAGCAAUGGAAAUGGAGAGUUUGAUGAUGAUACCCACGUUGUGAUUGCAGGGCUUACAAAUGCAUACUCCCAAUAUGUCGCUACUUUAGAAGAGUAUGAACAACAACGAUAUGAAGCUGCCUCAACUCUCUAUGGACCACACACUCUAUCAGCAUAUAUUCAAGAGUUCAAGAAACUAGCAAUAGCAAUAGCCAAAGGUGAAAAGAUUGCCAAGCCAAUCGUCUCACCGCCAGACCUUUCCUCCGUCCAACUCCGAUUCGUAUCAGACCCUUUCAUAGAAUCUCCACCGAACGGUGUCAACUUUGGAGACAUUCAACAAGACAUCAAAUUACCAAAAGUUGGUUGGUUCAAAAGAGGGAGCAAACAGAAACCAACUGCCAGAUUUUGGAGUGCAAACCCGAGAUUCGAUCUCUUGACCGAAGGGACCUAUGCUGUGGUUGAAAGGCUAGAGAAACGGCGGUGGACACCGGUUUAUGAUGACGAUGAUUUCUCCUUGGUUUUUAAAUGGGCAUUAGACAACAACACAUUCACCAAGAGCUUAGCGACUAUCGAAUGGGACAUCCCAAUAGACGCCAAUCCAGGUGUGUAUCGGUUACGACACUUCGGUUCAUCAAAGAGUGCAAUAAACUCAACCAACAUAUAUUUCACUGGGGCUUCUAGUGCAUUUGCAGUGUUCUAAAGAAACAUUAAGCUUUACCACAAAUGGAGUUUGGAAUAGUGUUAGUUUGGGGAGAAACAAGGCAGGAGAUUGCUUCAUUUGAUCAUCCAGAUCACACUCCUAAGGCAUUGGCCUUCACUUAGCAAAUUGAAAGCUUUGUUGAUGUCUUCAAAGCCAAUUUCAUGUGAGAUAAAUAAAUUCAGUUACAGUAUCUGUCAAGUUCACAUAUUCCAAAA